UUACAAUUAUUGAUAAAUCAGUGAUGGUGAUAAGAACCGAAAUGGAUAAAUCGAGGAAUGCCAUGCCUGCUGACCAACUGGACAUGGAAAUGAUGGCCGAAGCGGAGUUGGCCAGACUGCAAAGGCAGUACCGCAUAAUGGAAGGCGACCGCAAGGCGUUCCUCGACGAAAUAAGCAACAAACUGAAGAAACAGCGAAAAAUCAUAACUCGCUUGCGCCAGGAAAGAGACGACUUAAUGGCCGACAUUAAAGUCGCAACUUGCGACGGCCAAAAACGAAAAGACUCAAAAAUAUCUGCAAAGCUUGAACUUCUCCUUCAAAAACACUCAGAAAUAGUCACUCAAGUUCAGAAAGAAAAACUCCGACUCGAAGAACUUGAGCAACAAAUAAGAAAAACGGAAAAACAAGUACGAAAAAUGCGACUUAAAGAUAUUCCUGAAGGCGAAUACCAGGAGCGAAUCAAAUCGGGUCAAAAGUCGGUCAAAAUGUUGGAAAAUAAGCUCGAAACCACACAUAAAAGAUUUUGCAGCGUGUUGACAGAAAACAAGCAGAUGAGGGACGAAAUUGAUCAUUUGUUGAAAGAGAGAACUCGGUUUAAUGCAAUUUGGGAAAAACUUGUUUUUGAUUUGAAUAUGGGAAAGAAAUAUAUGUUGGAUUUGAUAGAGCAAGCCACUUUGGCUUAUGACCAAAGAGAGGAAUGGUGUUCAAAAUUACAAGCCUUGAAGAUUCGAGCUCACAAUGAUGUCAUAACUCACACUCAGGAAAUGAGAGAAAUGCAACGACAGCUAGACCAUGAUGGAAACUUAAGAGAAUUCCUGACAAUCAAAGGCCAAAGACGUGUAAUGAAAGACUUGGAGGAGAAAGAAAUGAAGAAAAAAGAACAGGAAAAGGAGAAUUUGGAAAAACAAGUUAAAAUAUACCAAGAGACACUUGAUAAAAUCAAAACAUUUUGCGAAGAAGAAGACGUUGAGAGAAUCGCAGCCAAGUAUUUAAAACAAGAAGAGGAGAAUUUCGCUCUAUUCAACUACGUAAACGAGUUGAAUCACGAAUUGGAAACUUUGAGUGACUCCAUUGAAGAACUUGAAGAAAAAAUUAAUGAACAAAAGAAGAUUUGUGAACAGAAAGCCCAAAAAGAGAAGGAUUCUUUAGACAGUUUAAACAAAGCAUUGGAAGAAGCCACGCGACAAGCAAACCAAGAUGAAGAAAUGUUGAAACAAACUGAAGAUGACUUGAAAUUGAUACUAAAAGGAAUUAAAGAUAUAUUUGAGUUGGUGGGGUGUGACUGCGCACCGAUUCUUGAUCUUUUAGGUGAAAAUCCCGAUGUUAAUGAAGACAACGCUUUGAUUUAUUUGGGCCUAAUUGAGAAAAAAGUAUCAAGUCUGAUAACCACAGUCUACUUUAAGGAAAAAUCUCUCAUGAAGAAGAAAGCUCGCAUUUAAAGGUGGAAUUUAAUAAUAAUAAUGAUAAUAAUAUGUUUUUUUUUUCUUUACUUUUAGUUAUUAAGAAACUUCCGAAUUUAUUUUUAUUCAAAUUUUAUAUUGUUAUAAUAAUUAUUUUUAUUUUUGUUUUUUUGUUGUAUCAAUUUUCUUUUGAGAUUAAGUUGAAUAGCUAUAAGCUAAA
This is a messenger RNA of Tribolium madens (black flour beetle), 1620 nucleotides long. RefSeq names its product coiled-coil domain-containing protein 63 (gene Ccdc114). The coding region runs from base 24 to 1439 and encodes 471 amino acids. The transcript has 5 exons. NCBI's taxonomy places the organism in Eukaryota, Metazoa, Arthropoda, Insecta, Coleoptera, Tenebrionidae. The record is from RefSeq and is a predicted model, not a curated record.